Molecule: messenger RNA, 1626 nt
Organism: Spirometra erinaceieuropaei
Lineage: Eukaryota; Metazoa; Platyhelminthes; Cestoda; Diphyllobothriidea; Diphyllobothriidae
Source: the annotation of a GenBank genome assembly
AUGCCAGAAGUAACGGACCAGGAUUUACCGCUAGAAUAUCUCAAAGUCGGCAAGGUAAAAAAGGAAGAUGCACUCGAUAAAGCCCUCGACAAAGCCGUCAAAGCCGCUAGGAAGGGAAAGGCUACUAAACAACCAAUUACAAUCAAAGCUUCACCAACUACCGCACAGUUCAUCUCUACUGGAAAAAAGAAGCCACCGAUCGAACAGAUUAACCUUUCGCAGAUCAAAAAAAUUCAGCGAUCCAGUUUGAACGGGAAGGUUGUCGUCGCGGCACUCAAUGAAGACAAAAAAACGCCAUACAAGCUUGUUUCAAUGCGUUUCAAGUCAUCUGAAGCCUAUGAAAAGGGUAUCGAGGCCCUAAGACCUGAGAAGACAAGCCCAGAGGCCGGUCGUUCCGCAUCACCUUCCCCGGUGCGAGGUGCACAUUUGGAUCAGGAACAGAGUCCUUCUGCGAACAUAAAGGAACAAACCAGGCCUGUCAGUCCGCACACGAGCCCUGGACGGUCUUUAAAGAAUCGUUAUGAUACGCCCGUCGGCAAUGGUAGAGAAACUCCACAACGCGCCAGGGUAACCAGCGUUUCUUCGGCCACACACUCUACCCUGCCUUCAUCUUCACAUAAAGCCUAUCCUGUGAAUGAGAACUACAGGCGACCCGACUCCACCAAGAGCCCUCACGAUAAUAACUACUCGAGGUUGCUGAGUGGCGUUAACAUGUGUCAUGCAAAGACUACCUACGCUAGUACUGACUUUAUUUUUGGGCCCCGCAUUGAGGUACCCACAGAGGAGGUGCAGCCGCCUGUUCGGAGAAACUAUGUAGUCACCUACAUCGCUUCGCACCCAACCCCAUUUCCUCAGCUGGCAUACACCCCUAAUUCCUUGCUUACUUCAACACCCGAUGUCCCCCUUUCCUUGUCCGAGCAAUCACACGCUGAGCAGCCAUUGGUGGGAAAUGGUUUCAACUUUGGCAGUAUUAGCAACCAGUACACCGAUAGGCAAGCUACACAACACAGCCAGAAGCAACGUCAAUUCAUCCUAGACAGCAGCAACUCCCAAAACAAAUGGCUCGUUGAAAACUGCGGAAGCCGACUACGAUCCGAAGACAUCCCAAGUCACUUCGGCGGCGCUGACCACAAAAAGAGAUGCCGGCAGAUACCACUGGACAGGGCGUCAUGUCUGAACAUCCGCACCCCACGUGUCACUAGCACUAACAGCAGCAGUUACUCCCAGGACGAACCAAGAGGGGCCUGCCGAAUUAUAUACCCAUCCAGAGCACCAAUGACCAGUAUUAGGCGGUCCCGCUCGCAUAGUGGACGACCCUUCAUCCAUCGAAUCGAGUUAGUUGGCGAAGACCAGGACGGUGAGUCUAUGGAUGACAGUGACCAUACUUGCAAGUCCGAGGGGCAAAAAAGCCGCAAAUGUUCCGGAAGGCGAUGGAUCAAACAGCCUAUCUCUUCUUCCUGCUCCGCCUGCGGCUCAAGCGUUUGGCAGUUGAGGCGACGUUCCGGCUCCUGUGUCUCCGAUUCCAACAGCACGACGAUGAGCAUGGAUAGCUAUGAAUACAUGGAGGCAGACUGUCCUAAGGGAAUAAUUAAACUUUAUCAUCGGCCGACACUGAGCGUCUUUUAA